AUGGCGAUUCCAAUUCCAACCCGCGACCCACUGCUGCAGCACAUGUUCGCCUACCUCAAUCCCCGGCGCGACGCUCUUCCCUCCCACGUCGUCGAGACCAUUGCUGGAAACCUCACAUUCCUGGUCAAAUAUACUGGCGGCCCCAAUGUCCGCGCUUCCCAAAUCUCGAUUACUGUCAUCGACGUCCGCGGACCCAAUAAUAGUGAAGUUGGCCACAAGGCCACAGUCUGCAUCCACGAAGGUCCGGGAAAGUUUGUAGUCGUGGUGUGGAAGCAGGUAGAGUGGGGUCAAAACGUCGUGAUCGGACUGGGAGAGAAAGUGGACAAGGCCAUCAAAGAUAUCCUGGCGAAGGAAGGAAACGAUGGAUACGGUGAUUUCAAGGUCUAA
Messenger RNA from Alternaria atra, 387 nucleotides. RefSeq lists its product as uncharacterized. Bases 1 to 387 code for a protein of 128 amino acids. The transcript is spliced from 2 exons. The record is from RefSeq and is a predicted model, not a curated record. NCBI's taxonomy places the organism in Eukaryota, Fungi, Ascomycota, Dothideomycetes, Pleosporales, Pleosporaceae.